Molecule: messenger RNA, 5286 nt
Organism: Rhineura floridana
Lineage: Eukaryota; Metazoa; Chordata; Lepidosauria; Squamata; Rhineuridae
Product: KIAA1586 ortholog
Exons: 8
Coding region: 226-3231 (1001 amino acids)
Biological process (GO): protein sumoylation; regulation of DNA-templated transcription
Molecular function (GO): SUMO ligase activity
Source: RefSeq, a predicted model, not a curated record
AAAAAACCACUCAAGCUGCUCCCUCCAGGUUUUACAGUCCCUCCUAGAGUCCCUCUGUCUCUACAGCCAAUCAGGUUUUGCAAUUCCCAUGUGACGAAUGUGCGAGUUGAAAAGCUACCUCCUUCCCUGGUUGCCUUGGGAGAGAUUGGCCUUGAAUCCAGGAAGCCCAGUGCUCCAGCCUAUCAAGAUGCCUUUGAAUUUUGUACCUGUCUUGGAAGCUCAAAGAUGAAUCAGCAAGACUCAGCUAUCCCUGAAGCAAGAAAAGGCCCUGAUGCCAUCAAGUCUGGGACCUGCACAGAGAAAUUCCUUGGGGGAAACAUGCAGAAGAUCUUGGGGGAGGACAACCUCCACUCAGAUGUCCAGUCCCAGCAGUUCAGGUAUUUCCGCUACCAGGAGGCUGUGGGGCCCCGAGAGGCUUGCAGUCGACUCCAUCUUCUUUGCCAUCAGUGGCUCAAGCCAGAGCGGCACACAAAGAACCAGAUCCUGGACCUGGUGAUCCUGGAACAGUUCCUGAGGAUCCUUCCACCGGAGAUGGAGAGCUGGGUGAGGGAAUGUGGAGCGGAGACCAGUUCCCAGGCGGUGGCCCUGGCCGAAGGAUUCCUCCUGAGCCAGGCAGAGGAGAAGCAGCAGCAAGAGCGGCAGGAAAAGGGUCUGUUUGGAGGAAAAAGAAAUUAUUUUUCCGAGGCAGAGAGGACUUCAUUGGACACCAGACAGAGGCCGCUGGGUGCUGGAAUGAUGUCACCAAGACCUACUAAACCUUCUCUUUGUGGUGUAUGGGAAGUUGCUGCUGUUCCAUGUGAUCAGGGUCCAGUGGUCUUUGAGGAUGUGGCUGUGUAUUUCACAGAAGAGGAGUGGGCCCUGCUGGAUCCUGACCAGAGAGCUCUGCAUAAGGAAGUCAUGGAGGAGAAUUGUGGGACUCUGGCCUGUCUUGGAAAAGCAAAGCCGCAGCAGCACAUGUUAGCCACACAAGCAGUAAGCAGGUGCAUGCAAAACACAGCACAAAUCGCACAGGGAGCUCGCGCAAGUGACCAAAUCAAACCUUGCAUGCCAAAGAGAACCCACGCAGAUUGCAAGAUUCUGAUCCCUAAAAUGCCAAAACGACAGAGUGAUCUAUUAAGUUUUUUAAAUGUGAAGAAGGUGAAAACAAACACAGAAAAUAAUGAUAGGAACAAAAAUCAUUGUGGAGCGUCGAAGCCAAUGGAACCCAGUUUAGAAUCUGUUGAACAACCAGUCAUCAAAGAAAAACCAUCAUGUUCGUCAAAGGAAGAAAUAGAUAAUCUUGCACUUCCGGAUUGUUGGAAUGAAAAACAAGCAUUUAUGUUUACAGAACAGUACAAAUGGCUUGAAAUAAAAGAAGGUAAAUUAGGAUGUAAGGAUUGUUCGACAGUUCAGCAUUUAGGAGUCAGAGCAGAAAAGCAUGUCCAUGUGUCCAAGGAAUGGAGCGCAUAUUUAGUAACCCCAAAUGGCAGUAAUAAAACUACUAGGCAAGCUUCUCUGCGAAAAAAAAUGAGGGAACACGAUGUUUCUAAAGCCCAUACUAAAAUUCAAGAUUUGUUGAAAGAAUCGGCUAAUGACUCAAUUUCCAAUUUAGUGCAUAAACUAAGUAAUAAAAAUAUUGAUGCUACCGUAAAAGUUUUCAAUACUGUUUACAGUUUAGUAAAACGUAAUAGGCCAUUAUCUGGUAUUGAGGGGGCAAUAGAAUUACAAGAGAAAAAUGGAGUGGAUAUAGGCAAUUGUUUACAGACACGAUACAGUGCAACAAGAAUAGCAGAACAUAUCGCAAAAGAAAUUAAGAUGAAGAUAUUUAAGAAUAUCAUAGAAGAGAAUGCCAAAAUCUGUAUCAUAAUUGACGAGGCAUCUACAAUUUCAAAGAAAAGCACCCUAGUGAUUUAUCUCCAGUGCGCAGUUCAGUCAGCUCCUGCACCGGUAAUGUUGUUUGUUGCUUUAAAAGAAUUGGUGUCAACCACAGCAGAGUGUAUUUUCAAUACAUUGUUGUCUACUUUAAAUGAUUGUGGCUUUAAUAAUGAAUAUUUGAAAGCAAACUUAAUUGCAUUUUGUUCUGAUGGUGCUAAUUCAAUGCUGGGGAGAAAGUCUGGAGUAGCUACAAAGUUGUUAGAAAAAUUUCCUAAAGUCAUCAUUUGGCACUGUUUAAAUCAUCGAUUGCAAUUAUCACUUGACGAUUCAAUAUCUGAUAUAAAACAAGUUAAUCAUUUUAAAAUAUUUCUGGAUAAAAUUUAUUCUAUUUAUCACCAAUCUAAUAAAAAUCAAACCGAGCUAGAAACCGUAGCUAAAGAACUUGAAAUGGAAAUUAUUAAAAUUGGUCGAGUACUGGGACCGAGAUGGGCGGCAUGUAGUUUACAAGCUGCUACUGCUGUAUGGCACGCAUAUCCUGCAUUAUAUAUGCAUUUUUCUCGUUCUUCAUAUUCUGGUUUGGCAAAGAGAUUAGCAAACAUUAAUUUCUUGCAAGACCUUGCUUUAAUGAUUGACAUUCUUGAAGAAUUUUCAUUGCUUUCAACUGCAUUGCAGUCAAGAUCAACUAACAUUCAGAAAGCGCAAAAAUUAAUCGAACGCACCAUAAGAGCUUUGGAAAAUUUAAAGAUUGGUACUGGAAAGCAUGAAUCUCAAGUUGAAGAUUUGAUUAAGUUAGAUAAGUUUAAAGACAUUCCAUUUAAUAAAAAUAAUAAAUUUAAUGCUCUUCCUAGGAAUAUGUUACUAGAAAAUAUAAUUCAACACAUGAACUUACGUCUUUUAUUGGACAGAAACAACGAUGAAAGCAUUUUCAAUUAUUUUGAUUUAUUAGAACCAUCUACCUGGCCUAAUGAAGAACUAACUUCACCAUGGAUAGCUGGUGAAAAAAAAUUGUAUCAUUUAAGUGAAAUUUUAAAACAUGUAAUUGAUUUGAACGAUUUUCGGGAUUUUGUAGAUAAUAAUGUAGAAUCAAACAAUGUUCCAAUCCCUGCAACUAUACAAAAAGCUAAAAAGAUAGUUAGCACUAUUGCAAUCAGUAGUGCUGAAGCUGAAAGAGGUUUCAGUUUAAUGAAUAUAAUUUGUACGAGGGUGAGAAAUAGUUUAACAGUAGAUCAUAUAUCAGAUUUAAUGACGAUAAAUCUAUUGGGAAAAGAGUUAGCGGAUUGGGAUGCAACUCCAUUUGUCAAAUCAUGGUUGAAUUGCAACCAUAGGUUGGCUACGGAUACAAGAGUUCGGCAAAAAUCAACGAAAGCAUUCUGUUAGAAUCAAUUGGCCAUAUGGAAUUUACAAUAAAGAGUACUGUGUAUUUUAUUAUUAUUAUCCGAGCUGCACCUUGCCUGAACUCCCUGAAAUAUUGACCUUAGACUGCUGCCUGAUUUUCUUUUUGGAUCAUGUUUGGACCUAGACUAGUUCUCAGUACUUGACAUGUGUGUGUUUGGACUGUGCUAUAUCUGCCCCCAUUGGUGUUGCAGCCAUUGGUGUUCUGUCAUAUCCCCAUGACAGCCAUUUUAUGACUGGCACCCAUAACACUUUCUCCAAAAUUCCAUAUGUGCCCACUGGCUCAAAAAAGUCUAUGGUUACCGCCAUGAACAGCAUGGGCGAGGCCUACACGGAGAUGAAGCGGGAGUAGGACCAGUGCUUCAACCGCUGGUUCGCCAAGAAGUUCCUGAAGGGAGAGGGCGGCGACAGCAGUGGAGGCAACCCCUGCACCCAGCUCUUCAAGCGCUACCAACUCUGCACCCAGAAAGCUGUUAAGGAGAAAGACAUACCCAUUAAACGGCUGGAAUUCAUGGGCCGCAGCAGAGGAAAAUCUGAAAAAUCUCCCUGACCAUGAUGGCAACAGAAAAAUUAUUUUGAACAUUAAAAAAAUUCUAAAUCUUGUUGCUGUUGAACAAGGACUCUGCCAUCUAUGCAGAUGGUGCAAUUCAAGGCCUGUUUUCCACAGCAGCAUCUGCCUUAUGGAGCCAGGAGCCAGUUUCAUAUCUACUGUGUGGAAAGAGCUUCAGAGCCAGUUCUCACCUUUCUUCCCACCAAAGAAUUCACACUGGGGAGAAACCAUAUAAAUGUAUGGAAUGUGGAAAGAAUUUGAGCUGCAAGAGAUAUCUCACUUCCCAUCAGGGAAUUCACACGAGAGAAAUUGUUAAUUAAUGCUUGAAUUGUUGAGCUUUUGUUGAAACAGAAUUGUUGAAACAGCAAUGUCAUUAUCCAAGAAUUCACAAAAGAGGGAAAACCAUGUUAACGUGCUGAGUGUAGAAAACUUGUCUCCCAGGUGAAAGAUGGGAGGGGACUGAAUAUGUUUUUGUUGACUUCAUCAGUGGUUGUUCUGUUUCUUGACACGAUAUCGAUAUGAAUACCAGUUACUGGAAACCUCAGGAGGGGAGAGUGCUCUUGCACUCCGGAGCUCUUCUUAUGUUCUUACUUGUGUUGCUAGUGUAUAUCCAGUGUGAUUCAUUUGUAUCUUGUGAUUUUUUAAAUACUGUUUUGAUUCAUUUGUUGCAUUUAUUAUGCUUUUAUUGUGUGCUUUUUAAUUAGUUUUCAUGUGCACAGGUUUGCUAUUGUUGUGAGAUUUUUUUGAGCUCAACUUGGAAAAGCAGCACACAAAUAUUAGUGUGGCUAGUUUCUAUGCUGCUGCCAUCGCAUGCCAGAAAACAAUGAUAAAUGAUCUUAUGUAGGAAAUUUAUACUGAUCGUAAUCUUGUAAUUUUUACUCGCUCAUGAUUUUAUGUAUUUUAUAUGAUCUUAAUUACUAUCUACGCAUUGGUCUUUGAUCGCAAUAAAAUUUAUUUAUUUAUUAAAUAUAAGCCUCAGUAAGAAGGUGCCGCUCACUGCUCAUCCAGGAAUUCACAGAGUGGAGCAUCUGUAUAAAUGCUCGUGCAAGUGAAGUCCUUUAAGUGCCCCAAUGGGCCAACACUGGUGGUCAAACAGAACCCAUGAGGCUAACACUUACCAAAGCAGUCCGAAGUACAUGGUCUAUUAGUUUAAAAGCGGAACAGGCCACCAAUCCAGAAUGGAAUUCCAGGGGACAGGCCCUGGUGGUUUGGGAUGUAUGUUAAGUGAGAUACAAUGUUCAGACACAUCUAAACAGGAAAUUAGUCCAAGUAAAGGCAAAUGUUUAAAAAUGAAAUAGUGUCAGCAAUAGUGGAGAAACAAUUAGGAAGAGGACAGCAAUUGUGGAAUGGGAUGGAUCUUAGUUUAUUGUGGGUUUUUUGCAUCUUAAACAGAUCAAGUGGUCUAACUAAAUGUGUGUAAUAUUAGGGAAGAUCUAAGAAGGAACACCCACCCAUACAUUUGCUCUGUGAAAGAACUUCUAGUAUGGCAC